Penicillium verrucosum is the source of this 924-nucleotide messenger RNA. RefSeq names its product protein fluG. The transcript has a single exon. Gene Ontology annotation, molecular function: glutamine synthetase activity. The record is from RefSeq and is a predicted model, not a curated record. Lineage: Eukaryota; Fungi; Ascomycota; Eurotiomycetes; Eurotiales; Aspergillaceae. Bases 1 to 924 code for a protein of 307 amino acids.
AUGUCCCCGGACAAGGAGAAGUUAGAAAAAUUCCUUCAGGCGAACAAGUCUGUCAAGUACAUCCGCCUCCAAUGGAUCGACUACUCUGGUGUGCCGCGGGCGCGCUUCGUCCCCAUCGCUCGUUCCCUCCGAAUCGCCAGUGGCGAAACCAUCUGCCUCGCCCAGAACAGUAUGCUUAUACCCAUUUCCACUGUCUCCCUCAGCGACUGCCACGAGACAUGGUUCCUACGCCCCGACUGGUCCUCUUUGCGUCUUUGCGGCUUUAAGGCCAACCAUGCGACCGCUAUGAGCUUCGUCGACCAAAAGGAUGCGGAGACGAGGUUUAACAAGUGUCCGCGUAUGCUGCUAGUCCAGGCUCUCGAACGACUUGGGACGCAAUGGGGUGCAAAGGUCCUGAUAGGCUUCGAGAUCGAGUUCGUGCUACUUGACGAAUCAGACAACGUUACUGAACCAUUAGAUCGACUAAAUGGCGACUCAACAACUGCUGGAUUGCGCGGAGAAACAUUGAACCUGAUGGAAGAGAUUGUUGAUGCCCUCGAGCAGUCCUCUAUCAACAUUCACCACUUCCACGCAGAAGUCCUUGAUCAGUUGGAGAUUGCUCUUACCCCCGAGCCAGCACUAGAAGCCGUUGAUUCUCUUAUUCUAGCCCAAGAAGCUAUUCGUACGAUAUGGGUGCGUCGAAAUCUCAGGGCGACCAUGACACCGAAACCGACAUUGUCUGGACCGUCAAACGGCCUACACCUCCAUCUUUCCCUCAAUAAUCUCGAAGGAGGGUCGACAGACAACUUUAUUGGUAUCCUCAACCACAUCUCCUCGCUUUGUGCCUUUGGAAUGGCAAACUACGAUAGCUACGUCCGCUCUACUAGCGAUGCUGCAGGGGCAUGGGUUGGAUUUGGUACCGAUAACCGCGACUUACCGGUGUGA